Messenger RNA from Procambarus clarkii (red swamp crayfish), 1275 nucleotides. NCBI's taxonomy places the organism in Eukaryota, Metazoa, Arthropoda, Malacostraca, Decapoda, Cambaridae. The record is from RefSeq and is a predicted model, not a curated record.
AUGCAUGAUGAUGGAGGAGAACGUGAGAAAAAACCUAGUAGCAUAUCUGGAGCGCAGGGACUUCGUGACACACCAACCAAUCAUGAAGUAUGCGGCUUCUGCAUGGAGUCCAUAUCUUGUGAAGCAUCAGACCAAAUUGGAGAAGAUUCAGAGGUAGUUAUGGUACCUCUGGCAACUCAGCGAGAUCAGCCCAUGAUCAGAGAUACUCUCAUUCUCAUACCUCGAAAAUUCAACAAAAACACACCUACAGCUACGCGGCCUCUACACCCAGCCGUGGCCUCCUCACCCAGACGCGGCCUCUACACCCAGCCGUGGCCUCCUCACCCAGACGCGGCCUGCACACCCAGCCGUGGCCUCCUCACCCAGACGCGGCCUCCACACCCAACCGUGGCCUCCUCACCCAGACGCGGCCUGCACACCCAGCCGUGGCCUCCUCACCCAGACGCGGCCUCCACACCCAGCCGUGGCCUCCUCACCCAGACGCGGCCUCCACACCCAGCCGUGGCCUCCUCACCCAGACGCGGCCUCCACACCCAGCCGUGGCCUCCUCACCCAGACGCGGCCUCCACACCCAGCCGUGGCCUCCUCACCCAGACGCAGCCUCCACACCCAGCCGUGGCCUCCUCACCCAGACGCGGCCUCCUCACCCAGCCGUGGCCUCCUCACCCAGCCGUGGCCUCCUCACCCAGCCGUGGCCUCCUCACCCAGCCGUGGCCUCCUCACCCAGCCGUGGCCUCCUCACCCAGCCGUGGCCUCCUCACCCAGCCGUGGCCUCCUCAACCAGGCACGGCCUCCUCACCCAGCCGUGGCCUCCUCACCCAGACGCGGCCUCCUCACCCAGCCGUGGCCUCCUCACCCAGCCGUGGCCUCCUCACCCAGCCGUGGCCUCCUCACCCAGCCGUGGCCUCCUCACCCAGCCGUGGCCUCCUCACCCAGACGCGGCCUCCUCACCCAGCCGUGGCCUCCUCACCCAGCCGUGGCCUCCUCACCCAGCCGAGGCCUCCUCACCCAGCCGAUGCCUCCUCACCCAGCCGUGGCCUCCUCACCCAGCCGUGGCCUCCUCACCCAGCCGUGGCCUCCUCACCCAGCCGUGGCCUCCUCACCCAGCCGUGGCCUCCUCCACCCAGCCGUGGCCUCCUCACCCAGCCGUGGCCUCCUCACCCAGACGCGGCCCUCCUCACCCAGCCGUGGCCUCCUCACCCAGCCGUGGCCUCCUCACCCAGCCGUGGCCUCCUCACCCAGCCGUGGCCUCCUCACCCAGCCGUGGCCUCCUGA